UUCAUGGCUGAAUGAGUUUUUUUCUACGAUGAGAGGGCCCACGAUCCCUUUUUACUUCGCCCCUUCCUUGUCCUUUUCCCUUUCCCCUUCCCCUUCCCCUCCAUCUUCCUCACCCCGGACUAUGCGAUCGACUACACAUACUUCUUCUACAUCUAUAAGAGACGGGCGGUAGAGACACACACCACGUCACGGUGAAUUGCCUUCACUUCCGUCACCAGAAUUCCCCUCUCGACCAUCUAACCAUAUCCGGUACCCUCAAUCUCAUUUCACCCCCCAUCACCCAUCAUGCCCGCCGCCACUCCAAAUGGUCGCUCCCGCGCUGGAGCCAAGAAUUCCUCCAACUCCUUGAUGGUGAUUCUCAAGCUGUCUGGAGAUAAUCUCCAGCAGUUCGCCAGCCCCAAGAUCAAGAGCCAAAAUAAUACCCCCAACAUCAAAUCCAACGACAACUCCUCACCAGCUUCAUCCGCCGAGCUCCCUACCGUCCGUCCAUCUUCUGCCGACAAUGGCUCCGACGCCGAUGCCAUUUCUACACCCGCCACAGGGGCGACUGCAGACGAUACACCGCGUCGGAAGGGUGUUCCGGGUCCCAAGCCAGGCAACAAAAGAACAAAAGAACAAACUGACCCUACUGCAAAGUCACGGGGACGCCCUGGCCCCAAGAAGAAACCCAGACUUGAUGAAGGCGACGCCACUAAAAUCCCAGCCGCACAGCGCCUGGGACCAAAAGCCAAUACGGGAGCCAUCAACGCCGGUCUGCGCGCGCUAGACCGCACCGGAGCCGCGUGUCGCAAAUGGGAGCGCAAGCCCCUACAGCUACGCAGCUUCACCGGCAUUAUGUGGCAACUCCCCUCCUGGCGCACACCGGGUAUGUCCAAGUCCGAUGGCUCGGUCGAUGGCAAGGUCUCAGCAAUGGAAAGUGGCGACAGCGACACCAAGCCCAUGCUCCAUGCCCCCGGCACCGACACGGCCAAUGGCAGUAGUGCUGUGCCUAGUGAGAAGAGUAACUCCGGGGAUGGCGAUGUCACCCCUGCUUCUCAUCUAGUCGAGCCCUCGUCGCCGGCCAUUGCUAUGGCAGCCUGAAUAUGACUGUGACGAGUUCGAAUGGGGUUUCGUGCUGUACUUAUAGAUUUCGCGCGUCUACUGUUUCUUUGUUUUGGGUUUUAUGUCGGGGUUGGGUUUGGCGCUGGGGGGAACUGUUUAUGGCUAAUGGCUUUUCGGCACGAGGGCUUGUUUUUUUUAUGUGCACGGGGUUGUAGCCGGGAUCUGGCUUAUUUCACUCGGUAUGUGUGUUCUGUAUUAUAGCCCUUUUCUUCUUUUUUGGCUGGUAUCAGCUAUGUUUUUCUCUUCUGUUCGAGGAUCUUUGCUCUGGGAGCAUAACGCAGUUAAUUUCUCUCAAGUUCUCGGUGGUUAUACUCGAUGGUAUAGGGCUAUAUACUUGGAUCUACCUAGGUACCUAGUACUUGGAGGUAUACAUCUGAACAAAGUCCUUGUCUGCCCGACUCCUAGUAACACAGUAGCCGAGCCUUUAAUGUCUAAGUCCACAUCAGCUCGUGACAUUAUACUCUUCUCCCCUCUUUUCGUUCUCAUCCUUACUCCAUGCAAUAUCCGGAUUCCCCUUUCCCCGCAAUCUGUGCACCGAGAUUAUUG
Messenger RNA from Penicillium samsonianum, 1647 nucleotides. RefSeq lists its product as uncharacterized. Gene Ontology annotation, cellular component: Ino80 complex. The transcript is spliced from 2 exons. Gene Ontology annotation, biological process: chromatin remodeling. NCBI's taxonomy places the organism in Eukaryota, Fungi, Ascomycota, Eurotiomycetes, Eurotiales, Aspergillaceae. The coding region runs from base 286 to 1080 and encodes 264 amino acids. The record is from RefSeq and is a predicted model, not a curated record.